Molecule: messenger RNA, 922 nt
Organism: Empidonax traillii (willow flycatcher)
Lineage: Eukaryota; Metazoa; Chordata; Aves; Passeriformes; Tyrannidae
Gene: GATAD2B
Product: GATA zinc finger domain containing 2B
Exons: 6
Biological process (GO): negative regulation of transcription by RNA polymerase II
Cellular component (GO): NuRD complex
Molecular function (GO): sequence-specific DNA binding
Source: RefSeq, a predicted model, not a curated record
CGCCUCAAGAUGCUGGCCCUGCUCAAGAGGAAGGACCUGGCGGGGCUGGAGGCGCCGCUCGAGCCCCCCAAGCCCGACGGCCUCAAGGCCUUCGAGGAGAAGCUCAACGGGAGCCUCCGGGCACGGCCCGGCAAGGAGAACAUCAGCGACGAGCCCGUCGACAUGAGCGCCAGGAGGAGUGACCCGGAGCGGGGCCGCCUGACGCCGUCCCCGGACAUCAUCGUGCUGUCGGACAACGAGGCCUCGAGCCCGCGCGGCGGCUCCCGCGGGGACGAGCGGCUCAAGGCGGCCAACCUCGACAUGUUCAAGGGGAAGAGCCUGGAGGAGCGGCAGCAGCUGAUCAAGCAGCUGCGGGACGAGCUGCGCCUGGAGGAGGCGCGGCUGGUGCUGCUCAAGAAGCUGCGGCAGAGCCAACUGCAGAAGGAGAACGUGGUGCAGAAGACGCCGGUGGUGCAGAACGCCGCGGCCAUCGUGCAGCCGGCGCCGGCGCACGGGGGGCAGCAGGGCCUGGCCAAGAUCCCCGCCCGGCCCGGAGCGCAGGGCGUGGAGACACAGAACCUGCGCGGCCUGCAGGCCGCCAAGCUGGCCCUGAGGAAGCAGCUGGAGAAGACCCUGCUGGAGAUCCCCCCGCCCAAACCCCCCGCCCCGCUCCUGCACUUCCUGCCCAGCGCCGCCAACUCCGAGUUCAUCUACAUGGUGGGGCUGGAGGAGGUGGUGCAGAGCGUCAUCGACAGCCAGGGGAAGAGCUGCCCGGUGUCCCUGCGGGUGGAGCCCUUCGUGUGCGGGCAGUGCCGCACGGAUUUCACGCCGCACUGGAAGCAGGAGAAGGGCGGGCGCAUCCUGUGCGAGCAGUGCCAGACCAGCAACCAGAAGAAGGCGCUGAAGGCGGAGCACACGAACCGCCUCAAGAACGCCUUCGUCA